UUCGACCUAAGGUGACGAAGGCCCUCAGGAUUGAUGCCAUUAUGCUGGCCUGUGAUGGAAACUAUUCUUUUGUUGGUCAAAACCAAGGUGGUCUCUUUGGCUUUAUGCAAAAAUCUUUGUCGAACGUGCAAGAUCAUAUUUGGUUUGAAAGAUCUGAAAUGAAGGACCGGUUAACCGUGGCGAAGAGGCUGCGAGAACAUGUUGAAGAUCCGAACAAAGAUCCCAUGCUUAUAUUUCCAGAAGGAACUUGCAUCAAUAACACCUCCGUUAUGAUGUUCAAGAAAGGCAGUUUUGAAAUCGGCGGAACGAUUUAUCCUGUUGCAAUAAAGUAUGACCCGCUUUUUUCGAACGCAUUCUGGAAUUCAAGUCAAUAUUCUAUGGUUCAUUACUUACUGGAUAUUAUGUCAAGUUGGGCGUUGGUCUGUGACGUUUGGUACCUCCCCCCCGUGACAAGACACGAAAAUGAAACUGCUAUUCAGUUUGCGAACAGAGUAAAAGCUGAUAUCGCAAGACAGGGGGGACUGGUCGAUUUAAUAUGGGAUGGUCAGCUGAAGAGGACGAAGGUAAAACCUGAACUAAGGCAACAGAAACAGGAAGACUUCGCCCAAAUGCUCAAAAUUGAUUAAUAAAAAUGAAGGUAACACUAAAUAUAACAAU
Dendronephthya gigantea is the source of this 657-nucleotide messenger RNA. RefSeq names its product glycerol-3-phosphate acyltransferase 4-like. The transcript has 6 exons. Gene Ontology annotation, cellular component: endoplasmic reticulum. Lineage: Eukaryota; Metazoa; Cnidaria; Anthozoa; Malacalcyonacea; Nephtheidae. The record is from RefSeq and is a predicted model, not a curated record. Bases 42 to 626 code for a protein of 194 amino acids. Gene Ontology annotation, biological process: triglyceride biosynthetic process. Gene Ontology annotation, molecular function: glycerol-3-phosphate O-acyltransferase activity.